Morone saxatilis (striped sea-bass) is the source of this 3436-nucleotide messenger RNA. It is a transcript of the gene shc3, whose product is annotated as SHC (Src homology 2 domain containing) transforming protein 3. The transcript has 12 exons. The record is from RefSeq and is a predicted model, not a curated record. Lineage: Eukaryota; Metazoa; Chordata; Actinopteri; Moronidae. Gene Ontology annotation, cellular component: plasma membrane. Gene Ontology annotation, biological process: intracellular signal transduction; cell surface receptor protein tyrosine kinase signaling pathway. Gene Ontology annotation, molecular function: receptor tyrosine kinase binding. The coding region runs from base 364 to 2385 and encodes 673 amino acids.
UAGGGACCUUUUUCUCUCCAUCCUCUGCUUCCUCUGCCUCAGUGCUGUGUUUCCAUGGAUUGUGUCUGUGUAUUUCUCUCUGACGGAUUGGAUUGCAGCUCUGGAUUUCAUUGAGAGCAGAUUGGACUUUGGCGACAGCAGCAGCAGCAGCUCAACACAUCCACCACUGUAACCUCAAUAGAGAAAAUUACAGUCAGGUGGCCUGUGAUUGCUAAAAGGCGUUUGCUGCCUGUACCGCUGCUGCUAUGUUACAGGAGAGGGUAAUCAGCACGGCUCAGCCACGUCUGCCAGCACACUUGUGAAAGAGGCAGGCUGUGCGUGUUGGUUGGUGGAGAGAGGGGAGAGAGCAAGAGAGAGAAGGGUAUGCUUCACCGUACCAAAUACAACCGCUUCAGGAAUGAGUCAGUAACAUCCGUCGAUGAGCUUCUCCACGGCCUGUCCAUGAACCCCAAGGUCUCGGCCAACCCCCAGUCUGCAGCCGAGACAUCUUACACACCCCCGACUGAGGUCCAGUCCUCCUCCACCACUACUGCUUCCAGCACCCCCACCAGCCACGGCUCUGACCACCUGGAAGAUGGAGGCACCACCCUCUGUACACUCAUCAACAAGGUGUCCAGCCUGAAAUUCAGCAACUCAGGCAGCUUGCUGGGCAUCAAGGGUCUGCCCUCGGCUGUCAAGGACCUGGCUGUGUCUAAGCUGCAGGUGGGUGGGGGAUCGGGCUCAGGCAGCUCCAGUGGCCCAAGCCCUGGUGCGGCGACAGCAGCAGCGGCAGCCUCUGGUGUGGGCGGCUCUCUGUGCAGCUCGGCCUCCCAUUCAACCCCCUGCUCACAGCUGGAGCCAGCCGUCAGCAUGAGCAAGAAGAGCAGGCUGGAUGAGCUCCAGCCUGGCAGAGAGGACUGGAAUCCAGGUGGAGGUGGUGGACUGGUGAACAAACCCUCCAGAGGAUGGCUACACUCGAGCGAGAAGAUCUCUGGUCCAGGAGUGACAUACAUUGUGAAGUAUCUGGGCUGUAUAGAAGUCCUCCGGUCAAUGAGAUCUCUGGAUUUCACCACAAGAUCACAAAUUACAAGGGAAGCCAUCAGCCUGGUGUGUGAGGCUGUUCCAGGGACCAAAGGAGCUCUGCGGAAGAGAAAGCCACCGUCCAAAGCUCUGUCCAGUAUCCUGGGGAAGAGCAACCUGCAGUUUGCUGGCAUGUCCAUCAACCUAAAUAUCUCCACCAGUAGCCUCAACCUGAUGACCCCUGAUGGCAAACAGAUCAUAGCCAACCAUCACAUGCAAUCCAUCUCCUUUGCAUCAGGUGGAGACCCUGACACAACAGAUUACGUUGCCUAUGUAGCAAAGGAUCCUGUUAACAGAAGAGCAUGUCACAUCCUUGAAUGCUCUGACGGGCUGGCCCAGGACGUCAUCAGCACCAUCGGCCAGGCCUUUGACCUUCGCUUCCAGCAGUACCUGCAGUGUCCCUCAAGCAAACUGUCCUCCACACAUGACAGGGUAUUAAACAUGGAGGAGUUACCAUGGACAGAGGAAGAAGAGGAGUCAGCAGAACAUCCUUACUAUAACAACAUCCCUGGCAAGAUGCCACCACCCGGAGGCUUCAUCGACACCCGGCUGACCAAUCAGAAUGCAGCACCAGAUGGAUGCCAGAUGGGCCCAGGUUCAGUAGAUCAGACAUAUUACCAAGGGCGGCACUGUGGAGAAAACUGGGGAGAAGAAAGAAAGCCCAUAUUCAUACAACAGGGAUCGUUUGAUAUAAGCAGUCUGCCAGAGAGUAAAGGUCAGGCACCGAAAACAGGAGAGAUGUCAGCGUAUGUGAACACUCAGCAGAUUGACGCCCAGGUGCUUGCAGCACUCCAGGCAGAGGCAGAAAAUGUGACAAAGGGCAUGGCGGCUGCAGCCAAAGAGAGCCCACAGAAGGACCUGUUUGACAUGAAGCCCUUUGAGGAUGCCAUUCAGUCGCAGUCCCACCCGCCGUCCCAGGGGCAAGCCCAGUCCCAGGCUUCUGGACUUCACAAGGCAGCAUCCGUGGACAACUCGAGCCCUCUUCUUGUGCGCUCACUGGCCUUCCGGGCACAGGAGGAGCUGGAGGGCCAGACAUGGUACCAUGGCAAAAUGAGCCGCCGUGACGCUGAAAAACUGCUAAAAGACGACGGGGACUUCCUGGUUCGUAAGAGCACUACCAACCCAGGGUCCUACGUACUGACAGGCAUGCACAAUGGACUUGCCAAACACCUACUGCUGGUGGACCCUGAGGGCACGGUACGGACAAAAGAUCAUGUAUUUGACAGCAUUAGCCAUCUUAUUGGCCAUCACCGUGACAACAAUCUGCCGAUUGUGUCAGCUGGGAGUGAACUGUGUCUCCUACAGCCCGUUGGAAGGAAACAGUGAUGCUUGCAAUGCCUGAUGGGAAAUAGGAAGCUCUGGACAGUCUCUCCUACCAUCCUGAAACUUGAAGAUGAAACACGAAGAGUAGAUACUUAAAGGCUCCAUGCGCGGACAGUGUUUUUGGGAAAUUGGCCCGUGGUUACUUUACCGGAGGCACUGGAAAGACGCAAGAUUUGUUUAAGAUAAAAAAUUAUUUAUAGAACUGUUAUUAUUUUGUUGUGAUGACUGAAAUGCUAUAUUUUUGAGAAGACAUAGGUGCAUUUGGACAUAAUAUCUUGAUUUGGUGUUUUAAAAGAUAAAAAAAAAAAGAUAAUUGUAGUUUAGUUUAGAUGAAGUGCAAAUCAAACCUCAAAGAGGUGUUAACAAGAGUAUUUUAGAAUAAAAACCUGAAAUUUUAGUUUUGUCUGUCAAGCACAACCACAUUUCUACAGGAACCGUUGGCUAAGAGGUGGAGGAAACAGAAACAGUUUGGACAACAAAUGCUGUUUAUAAUGAAUUACUUUAGGGAAAAUGUCCUUUAAUCUCACUAAUAGCGUGACAGCUCACUCAAUUAGUCACUAUAUGAAAUCUGCUUUUAUUGGGGAUUAGAACUGAAUGUGUUUUGCUUUGCAGUAGUCACAAAGUGUUGGGGUGCAAACAGACAUCCUUCAUAGUGCUGUCAAUGGCUUUAAAGAUAAACUUUUUUUUUAUGAAGUAUUUUCUUGUGUCACUGCAGUCGCAUGACUUAAAAUCAACUGUUCUUGUGGACAUUGUUCGUAGACCUUGAUACCCCUUUAUUUGAAAGAGGUGCUUGUGUAUGCUGACACUGUAAAAAUAUUUAUGCUUUUCAACCAGUGAUUAUUUCUGAAUUGGUUUUCUCUGGAUUCUUCUUUUAGGUGUGUAGUCAAUGAUUAGUUUUGGGGCUUGAGUCAUGCAAUGGAUAUUCUCACAUUCUUAAUUUUCAGCUUUAUUUGUGAACUUUUAAAAGUUAGUGUUAUCAUUUUUGAAUGAUCACAAAUGAAUAGCACAAUCAGAAAGUUAGAUCAGUUAGAUCAUCUGUGUCAGUUGUACCAAG